AUUUAGUAAUUGGUGGGACAGACAUAUAGUUACGGUUUCUCAUUAGUUGAAUUAACCCAAGCAAGCAAAAGGUUAAGCAAGCUGAUCACUAGCACAGAAGCACCAGCUGAGAACGAAGGAUGAUGAAUCGGAACACCAGAGCCACACUUCGCUUACUCACCCCAUUCUUCAAUCCCCGACGCAACCCAUCUCUUCUCCCUUCAACACCUCAUUUCGAUGAAAACUGGUGGCACUCACAGACCAACAUUGCCCACGGGGAGCAUAGAGUUUCUUCACUCUUCAACCCGUUAAGAUUUUCAGUGAAAAAUCAGCAAAUGGGUGUUGGAAUUUCAACCGGAAUCCAGCAUAAAUGCUAUGCUUCAAUGCCUGGGUUGGUUCAGAGGAACCCCAGAUUCUCAGAAUUGAAUGAUGAUGAUGUUAGAUACUUCCAGGAGAUACUGGGUCAAAAAAAUGUUGUGCAGGAUGAGGAGAAGCUCAGCACUGUAAACACUGAUUGGAUGCAUAAGUACAAAGGCUCUAGUAAGCUCCUGCUACAACCUUGGAACACUGAUCAGGUUUCUCAGAUUCUUAAAUACUGUAACUCCAGAAGCCUGGCUGUUGUUCCUCAGGGUGGAAACACUGGUCUUGUAGGUGGAAGUGUACCUGUCUUUGAUGAAGUGAUUGUUAGUCUUAGUUCUAUGAAUAAGAUCAUAUCUUUCGACAAGGUUAGUGGAAUAUUGGUUUGUGAAGCUGGAUGCAUACUGGAAAAUAUAAUAUCAUUCCUGGACAAUGAAGGAUUUAUUAUGCCACUAGACUUGGGUGCUAAGGGGAGUUGCCAGAUUGGUGGAAAUGUUUCAACCAAUGCUGGUGGUUUGCGUCUUGUUCGUUAUGGAUCUCUUCAUGGAAGUGUGCUUGGAGUUGAAGCUGUUUUAGCAGAUGGUACUGUACUUGACAUGCUUAAGACGUUGCGCAAAGAUAAUACUGGCUAUGACUUGAAACAUCUAUUUAUAGGAAGUGAAGGUUCCUUGGGAAUUGUUACUAAGGUUGCAAUACUAACCCCACCAAAGUUAUCUUCAGUAAACGUGGCUCUUCUUGCUUGCAAAGAUUAUAACUGCUGCCAGAAGCUACUACAGGAAGCAAAAAGGAAACUUGGGGAGAUUUUAUCUGCAUUUGAAUUUUUAGACAGCCAGUCAAUGAAUUUGGUUAUAAAUCACCUUGAAGGUGCUCGGAAUCCAUUACCUACACUGCAUGACUUUUAUGUUUUGAUUGAGACAACUGGAAGUGAUGAAUCUUCUGACAAACAAAAGCUUGAAGCAUUUCUACUUCACUCAAUGGAAAAUGAAUUGAUAUCUGAUGGUGUUCUUGCCCAAGACAUAAACCAAGCAUCAUCCUUUUGGCGUCUACGUGAGGGUAUAACCGAGGCAUUGAUGAGAGUAGGAGCAGUUUACAAAUAUGAUUUAUCAAUACCUCUUGAAAAUCUGUACAAUCUUGUCGAAGAAAUGCGCUCUAGACUAGGUAAUGCUGCUAAUGUAGUUGGAUAUGGUCACCUUGGAGAUGGUAAUUUGCAUUUAAAUAUUUCUGUGCCUCAGUAUGAUGACAAGAUUUUAUCGCAAAUUGAGCCUUUCGUGUACGAAUGGACAUCUAAACACAAUGGCAGUAUUAGCGCAGAGCAUGGCCUGGGAUUAAUGAAAGCUAACGAGAUUUUGUAUAGCAAGUCACUGGAAACGGUGCAACUAAUGGCUUCCAUCAAGAGUUUGCUGGAUCCCAAUCACAUACUCAACCCAUAUAAAGUUCUUCCUCACUCUCUCAAUGCAUAAUUUGCUGGAUCCCAAUCUCAUUGCAUAUAAAUUUUGUUUUUGUAUUGUGCUCACUUCUUUAAAGUGAGAGGUAAUGUUAUUUCUUUCAGUAUAUACACACCGGAUUUCUCUGUCCCUGGUAGUGUAGUGCACUAUUGCCUCCCUCCUACAAGAGAUUGAGAAACGCAAUAGGAGACAAGUGUUUGGUACCAAAUCAUAGUUUAGUGUACUUACUGCUACAUCUUAAAUAAGUAUUUGUGUA
This is a messenger RNA of Lotus japonicus, 2037 nucleotides long. RefSeq names its product D-2-hydroxyglutarate dehydrogenase, mitochondrial. Lineage: Eukaryota; Viridiplantae; Streptophyta; Magnoliopsida; Fabales; Fabaceae. The transcript has 14 exons. Gene Ontology annotation, cellular component: mitochondrion. Bases 120 to 1796 code for a protein of 558 amino acids. The record is from RefSeq and is a predicted model, not a curated record. Gene Ontology annotation, molecular function: catalytic activity; FAD binding.